This is a messenger RNA of Galleria mellonella (greater wax moth), 3154 nucleotides long. It is a transcript of the gene NT1, whose product is annotated as neurotrophin 1. Gene Ontology annotation, cellular component: extracellular region. The transcript is spliced from 8 exons. Gene Ontology annotation, biological process: regulation of Toll signaling pathway; central nervous system formation; innate immune response. The record is from RefSeq and is a predicted model, not a curated record. Gene Ontology annotation, molecular function: Toll binding; growth factor activity. Bases 150 to 2870 code for a protein of 906 amino acids. NCBI's taxonomy places the organism in Eukaryota, Metazoa, Arthropoda, Insecta, Lepidoptera, Pyralidae.
CGGUGAAUCGAGGAAAGCGGCGCGCGCGCACCUCGCUCGAUACUCUCGUAUAUAAAUGCGAUUUUCCAUGUAAUAAUGUGAAUAUGAUUAAGUGUGUUCCAUACAAUACGUAAUAUACAAAUUAUGACAUUAAGUUCAAUUUAACUAAAAUGGCGUACAAAAUAGUAUUGACGGUUCUAGUUUUAACUGUAGUGGGAGCGGUGGAAGAAUUUAAAGACUUUGAGUUCCAGAGUGAUCCUGGUGAAAUGAUGAUAGCCCAGGAGUCUAGGUAUUACCAAACGAUAGUCAAACCACCAGUGAAGAUUGUGAAACCCAUAGGAGUUACGAAUUCCCAUAGACCACAAUAUAACCUGGAUUCCAUAGAAGAUGAACCGUUAUUGGAAAACCCGGCGGUAACAACUAAAAGAACGGUAACUUACACACCGUCGUAUAAAUUAAGGUCUAAAGAAGGAAUGAUAAAAGAAGCGGUGUUGAAGGCUUUAGAAAGGAAAGACCAUGUUGGCAAGUUCGCGCAGAUCCUGCCCAUCAUCAGAGCGAUGUCGGGUAACCAAAGGGUGGCUCUGGCUUCCUUAGUGGCCAGCCAAGUUACGACUCCUCCAGGAAGGGCGCCAUUGAACUUGGUCCAGGUGAGAUCGAUGUUUGGCAAUGACGCAAACAUAACGUCAGAUUUAAUGUUACCAAUAUUAUUAGACAUGGCUAAUCUGAUUAGACGCGCUGUCAGUCCGGGCAAGCAGUUGAGAGAAAUCAAACAACCACUGUUACCACAAGCGCAAAUGUUGAGACGCUCUUUCACAGAAGACAUGCUAGACGAAGAAUCGUUCGAAGUAGGAUACGAGGAGGCGACACGCACAACAACUAGACCACCGUUCAUUCAGAGAAUUAGAAACCGCAGGAUCAUACCACAGAGAAGUCAGACAAAAAACACAGCAGACAAUCUUACAGAUAAGACUAACAUAAAAGACACUAAAAUGAUUAGUGAUACAGAAAUUACAAACACAACACUAAAAUCAGACGAUAAAAAUUCUUCAAAGAUAUCAACAUCUACUGAAGCUACCGCUACUGUGAGAAGUAUACUCAACAUAUCGAGAGUUUCUGACAACAGCACACUGGAUCUGGCAGCGGACUCCACCAACCAAACGUUGGCCCAGGAUCUGCCCGUGGCGGAGAAACUUCGAGCUUUGAACAGAUAUACCGAUAGGAAAGGCAGUCUCUUUCGCCGCGGAUCGUACUCCCCAAAACCACCAGUCCGAAGAACCACAGCGGAGCCGACCAUCAGCCCGAUCAGGAGGCGACCGCUACCAGCCAGGAAGCUGCCCACUCCGAGCGAGCAAGCCAAGUGUGAGCUGUUCACUAACUCGCUGUGUCUACAUGCAGACGAUUAUCCGAUGGAUGUAAUCAUACAAACUAUUCGACGCAACAAGGCGGCGGCCGGAGCCCUGCUAGCGGACUACAGGGACCCUGGCGAUGGGGCCCUCGACGGGGUCACGGCUGCACAGGAAGCGAAGUACACUGCUGACCAUUACCUCGUCUCUAAUAGGCGAGGUGAUACAGCCAACCGUGACUUCGCCGGCGCUGGGGAAGCUGGCUUCAUGUGCCCCAGCGUCGUGAAGUAUGCGAGACCGCAACGUGCCCGCGCCACCUCGGGCCAGUGGAAGUACAUCGUCAACACGGGGGAACACACGCAGACCUUGAGGCUUGAGAAGUGCUUGAAACCAAAGGAGUCUUGUACUUACCUCACUGACAAUUUCAAGUCCAAAUGUGUCCAAGUAUAUAAUUAUCACAGACUUUUAACUUGGGAUCAGCAGAAUGGUUUACACAUGGAUAUAUUCAAGGUUCCUACGUGUUGUUCUUGUCACAUAGAAGGUUAUAGUGUGUCUUUCCCUCCACUUGGUCAUCGAGUUCACGAGACCUCCUCAGAACAUUUUCCUGGGGAAGAUCUUUCAUCGGAACAUGGCAAUCAUGCCUUUGAAGCAGUUCAGUCAACCAUUCAUAGGCCAAAUAUCAAAACACAAGGGUUCACACACAGCAAACAAUUAGAAUCCUUCCCGUCAUUUAGUGAAAACCAUGAAUUAUUAGCUGGAAUACCAUUCAGCAAUGCCAAAUUGAACGAUAAUGAUGAAAUUGUUAUUAAUACAGGAAAAAUACCACAAUCUAAUCCCAUGGACUCGUAUGGAAAUACGUACUUCCCAGAUUCCUUUAACCAAGCAAGUUCAAUAAGAAACGUAAAGAGGCCACUGCCCGGACGAACUCCUGUAGGAUCGAAUAAUUUCGUCACAGUUACAUUACCAAGUUACUUAGAACCCCCCACACCAUCUGGACCUUCUUCUUUUAAUUUCAUAAAAGAAACUCCUAAUCAACUUAAAACAACGGGGGGUCAAUUUAAAAGAGGACCAAUUAGACCAAGCCGUUUACCAAUAAGAAAGAAAAUUUCGGGAGGACCUGAUUUAAUAUCAUCGGGUACAUCAUCUGUUGGGUCACUCCCCAAUAGUAAUGCAGAUUCUUUGGAAGAGUUAGAUAAUUCAGAAGAGCCUAAUAUAGUCUCUGUUACUGCGAAUGUUCCUAGAAGGGUUACCAUUGCGCCUAAAUUGCAGGCAGUAACUACAGAAAAGAUUGUUAAAUCAUUUAGACCUCAGGAGCAGAAUAAUGAAGCCAAUGAAAACUUUUCCUCGAGUGGUAAACGAGUAAAUUAUAAUUACCAUCCAAUUAUAGACUUUUUUGGCGCAGAAGAAAAAGAUGAGGCAAAUGAAUCUAUAGACAGAGAAGAUACUGUAUCGAGUUAUGAACCCACUGAAUCAGAAUGGAAACCUAUAAAUCAUCCUCCUUCGAGAAAUUCUCAAUCGUCCAAUGUUAUUGGACGGAAAAAACAUUAAUAGGUCAUUAAGAAAAUUUAUUUAAUAAAAUAUAAUUGAGAUUAUUAAAUUAUCAUACUCAAAAAAUCUAAAUAUGAGUGUGUUUGUAUAUUAAUUUUUCAUUAAGUAAUAAUUUAAUUAAAUAGCCAGCAAAUAUUUAUAACUAUUGUUACACUCGAAACCAAAACGAUUCUUAAAUGUAAUUAAUUAUUAAAUAUUUAAUUUUAUUUAUUGUUAAUUUAUAUAAUAAUAAUAUAGUGAAUUAGCUAGUAGUUUUUGUAAGAAUUGAAAGACUUACCACAGAA